AAGCAUGAGGCCCCAGUCGGGUCCAAGAGGGAGGGACGGGGGACACGGGAGGGACACAGGGAGAGCGGAUUCUGGGCUCAGCACACAGAAAAGCAGGGAGAGACACAGGGGCUGCCAGGGGGCGGAAGAGAGACCUGGAGACCAUCCUCCGGCGGAGCCGCUGCAGGGGAUGGAGCCCCCAUCAGCACAUCUGGCCUCCCUGGCCAAGAAUGAGGAGCUGCAGCCCUGGGGGAGCCAAGGAUGCCCUGCUCUGUGCCCCGAGAGGAGGGGAGGAGCAGAGGACAUUGGGUCUGGGGCCCAGGAGAAGGCGCGGACGCAGUGGGACCACCCCCUGCAGUUCAUAUUCACCUGCAUCUCCUACGCCGUGGGCCUGGGCAACGUGUGGCGCUUCCCCUACCUGUGCCAGAUGUACGGCGGCGGUAGCUUCCUCAUCCCCUACUUCAUCAUGCUCAUUGUGGAGGGAAUGCCGCUCUUGUACCUGGAGCUGGCGGUGGGGCAGCGCAUGCGGCAGGGCAGCAUCGGUGCCUGGAGGACCAUCAGCCCCUACCUCGGAGGUGUUGGCAUGGCCAGCAUGAUGGUGUCCUUCUUCCUGUCCCUGUACUACAAUGUGGUCAACACCUGGGGCUUCUGGUACCUCUUCCACUCCUUCCAGGACCCUCUGCCGUGGUCUGUCUGCCCACUGAAUGGAAACCGCACAGGCUACGAGGAGGAGUGUGAGAAGGCCUCGUCCACGCAGUACUUCUGGUACCGGAAGACCCUCAACAUCUCGCCGUCCAUCCAGGACAGUGGGGCUGUGCAGUGGGAGCCGGCGCUGUGCCUCAUCCUGGCCUGGAUGAUGAUGUACCUGUUCACCCUGAGGAACACCGAGACCGUGGGCAAGGUGGGCAGCGCCAGGGGAGGGCUCCACGGCACGGGGUGGCAUCCUGCAGAGUGGGGACCCAGAAGAUGCUGCUGGAGCAAAUCGCCUACCGUGGGAGAGGAGGUGGCGGGAAGCAGCUGCGGUUGUAGCGUUCAUUCUUUCAUUUCAUCAUCGGUGCACGCCAACAGGACCUGGGGAUGGAGUGGGCAGGCCGUCCAGGGCACGGGCCUGGCCUUCAUCGUCUACACCGAGGCCAUUAAGAACAUGGAGGUGUCCCAGCUGUGGUCGGUGCUUUACUUCUUCAUGCUGCUGAUGCUGGGCGUGGGGAGCAUGCUGGGCAACACGGUGGGCAUCCUCACCCCUCUGACCGACAGCGAGGUCAUUUCCAGCCACCUGCCCAAGGAGGCCAUCUCAGGUCUGCUGUGCCUCGUCAACUGCGCCGUCGGCCUGCUGUUCACCAUGGAGGCCGGGAGCUACUGGUUCGACAUCUUCAACGACUAUGCGGCCACACUGUCCCUGCUACUUAUCGUGCUGGUGGAGACGCUCGCCGUGUGUUACGUGUACGGGCUGAGGAGCCCGCUGCUCAUCGUCGGCCUCUUCCUCUUCUACCUGAGCGACUACAUCCUCUCGGGCACCCUGCAGUACCAAGCCUGGGACGCCACCCAGGGCCGGCUGGUGACCAAGGACUACCCCACCUAUGCCCUGGCUGUCAUCGGCCUGCUCGUGGCCUCCUCCACCAUGUGCAUCCCCCUGGUGGCCCUGGGGACUUUCGUCAUUCGUCGCCUUAGGAAAGGAGGCCGGGCCUCCGUGGCCUAAGAACUGGACCUCGCGGAGCCUGCGGUCAGCCACCCGCCUUCUUCCACUAUGGCCUGCUUGGCUGCUUUUUUUAAAUUAUUUAAGCUGAAGUACUGUGCUGCUCUGCAUCUGUGAAGAUGAGUCACACUGAAUGCCUCUGAGCAGCUGACAACAGAACUUUGCUCACACACGCGCGCGCCUCUAGACUCACCUUCCUCCCCUACGAUUUACAUUUUUGGUGCUACAAUUUAAUGUGGCUACAGUUAUUUUUGAUCACUCUUUCCACAGUAGAGAUCUGAAAGAUCUACACACUAUCAUUAGAGUAAUGGGGUAUGCUGAA
This is a messenger RNA of Chinchilla lanigera (long-tailed chinchilla), 1994 nucleotides long. Its product is annotated as sodium- and chloride-dependent transporter XTRP3A-like. The transcript is spliced from 8 exons. Gene Ontology annotation, biological process: sodium ion transmembrane transport. Lineage: Eukaryota; Metazoa; Chordata; Mammalia; Rodentia; Chinchillidae. Gene Ontology annotation, cellular component: membrane. The record is from RefSeq and is a predicted model, not a curated record. Bases 5 to 1675 code for a protein of 556 amino acids. Gene Ontology annotation, molecular function: L-proline transmembrane transporter activity.